Messenger RNA from Trichechus manatus latirostris (Florida manatee), 989 nucleotides. RefSeq names its product stomatin like 3 (gene STOML3). The record is from RefSeq and is a predicted model, not a curated record. Bases 107 to 982 code for a protein of 291 amino acids. NCBI's taxonomy places the organism in Eukaryota, Metazoa, Chordata, Mammalia, Sirenia, Trichechidae. The transcript has 7 exons. Gene Ontology annotation, cellular component: plasma membrane.
CUUUCUCCUCCUCCCCUCGCCAAGACACAUCUGGAUUGCUGCUUGGACCUAGGCAGGGCGCCAAACACAUGAAAAUUUACCAAGGAUAAAGCUUCUCAAGAAUGCGAUGGAUUCCAGGGCAGCCUCCCCUGAGAAGCAGGAUAAAGACGAUUUAGUGGGCAUCAGCAAUAAACGGCUUGGCGUUUGUGGCUGGAUCCUGUUUUUCCUCUCUUUCCUGUUGAUGAUCAUUACCUUCCCCAUCUCCAUAUGGAUGUGCUUGAAGAUCAUUAAGGAGUAUGAACGUGCUGUUGUAUUCCGACUGGGACGCAUCCAAGCUGACAAAGCCAAACGGCCAGGUUUGGUCCUGGUCCUGCCCUGCGUAGAUGUAUUUGUCAAGGUUGAUCUCCGAACUGUGACCUGCAACAUUCCUCCGCAAGAGAUCCUCACCAGAGACUCCGUGACAACUCAGGUGGAUGGAGUCGUCUAUUACAGGAUCCACAGUGCUGUCUCGGCAGUGGCUAACGUCAGUGACGUCCACCAAGCCACGUUUCUGCUGGCUCAGACCACGCUGAGAAACGUCUUAGGGACACAGACUUUGUCCCAGAUCUUAGCUGGCCGAGAAGAGGUCGCCCAUAGCAUCCAGACCUUACUGGAUGAUGCCACGGAGCUGUGGGGGAUCCGGGUGGCCCGCGUGGAGAUCAAAGACGUCCGCAUUCCAGUGCAGCUGCAGAGGUCCAUGGCAGCCGAGGCCGAGGCCAGGCGGGAAGCCAGAGCUAGGGUCCUUGCAGCGGAAGGAGAAAUGAAUGCUUCGAAAUCUCUCAAGUCAGCCUCCAUGGUGCUGGCAGAGUCGCCCGUAGCUCUGCAGCUACGGUACCUGCAGACCUUGACCGCCGUAGCCACAGAGAAGAAUUCCACCAUUGUGUUUCCUCUGCCCAUGAAUAUACUCGAGGGCAUUGGUGGUGUUAGUUACAACAACCACAGGAAAGUUCCUAACACAGCCUGAGGUCUUC